Rhizoctonia solani is the source of this 1398-nucleotide messenger RNA. RefSeq lists its product as uncharacterized. Lineage: Eukaryota; Fungi; Basidiomycota; Agaricomycetes; Cantharellales; Ceratobasidiaceae. The transcript is spliced from 7 exons. The coding region runs from base 1 to 1398 and encodes 465 amino acids. The record is from RefSeq and is a predicted model, not a curated record.
AUGUCGGCCCAAGCAAACACCAGCGGGAUUGAAAAAGAGAUACGGAAGAUACGUCUUACGUUUGACCGCGCCAAAGAUCGAUAUUGCUACUAUUGCGAAGAUGGGGGAUCAAUUAUGUACUGCGAUUUCUGCAAACGGGGCUUUUGCUACAACGUGAUGGGCGAGGCAGGAAAUGAGAUACCUGGAAACUCAGACACACCACAAUCACAGCCCUGCUUGACUGUCCCCCCUGAGAUGGCUGCUAACAAGGGUAGGCACUUUACAUGCCCUGAAUGCUUGUCAGUAGACAAGUAUUCGUUGCCGGAUUAUCUUAUUAAUAGAGGUGCAAGGGUAACCAGUAGAGUUUCUAUUAAGGCUUCUGUUGCCCUGGUGGUUUUUUACUUGAAGUCGCAAGAGGUAGCUGCCGAAUUGUUUGCCAGGCAACUCUGCGCCUCCCUUGGGGUGUUUGAACUACAUGUUGUCACCCUUUUCAUGAAGCUUCCCAGCCCAGCUCCCGAGAAAGCGGCAGAAGAUAUUCGUCAACAACUUUUACCCAAAUCCCCCUACCACCUUGUUGUCUUUUUUUUGACAGAGAGUGAUCCAAGGGGAGGAUGGUGGGUUGGGUCUGCGGACAAUUGUAGAGGCUCAGAACGUGUGGACGAGGAAGAUUUUUUCCUUUGCCAUAUGGCCGGUCUCACUGGAUUGGCCAUUGAUGCUUCGACAGCACGCAUUUUUGGCCUUACUUGUGGGUCCAACUUGUUAAACAAAGACUCAGCUUCAUUGAUUCACAAAACGCUAAAUAUACGCCCUUGGCACUCAAUUGUUUUGCCUUCAGCCCCUGCAACUAUCCCUCGCCAUUACUUUGGUAUAUUUGCCAAGCUUAUGGUUCACCUCUAUUACUUUGGGUCUCCACUAAGAAAUUCACUCCUGCGUACUUGGGCCAAAUCCCCUGAAGCACGAGAGCAUACAGGGUUUGUGAUCAUGGAUAGACAGAGCUGGAAAACCCCAGGCUCAAAUCUUAUAGUGAGUAAGCUAGAGUACGCCCCCCAUGUCAGUCGACCCUAUGGCGUGGAGCUUCCAAUGAUACCCUCACUUUGCGGUUGCUGGACAAAAUCUCCACAUCGCUGGAAGGAGCGGCAUGCAUCUAGAACUUUCGGGGAAGAAUUUUACUUUUACACUUCAUCAUGCUGCGCCACCGAGCUACAUAUUGCUAUUUAUACCGAUCGUCGUGUCUUGUUGAAUGUCCACGGCACGCGUAUCAUGGAGGAGCCAUGGGAUCCUGACACCCUACGUUUCACAUUCGAUCCCACCAGAAUGGUAUGCAUGAAGAUAUUGCCUUCAAGGAAGGAGUCAAUGGAAAACCAACCCGCGCAUAAUAGUCCUUGGACUGAAGCUGGAUUAGGAGACCAACUUGAAUGA